Knipowitschia caucasica is the source of this 1578-nucleotide messenger RNA. NCBI's taxonomy places the organism in Eukaryota, Metazoa, Chordata, Actinopteri, Gobiiformes, Gobiidae. The record is from the annotation of a GenBank genome assembly.
AUGGAGAACGCUCUGCUCGUGUUUGUGUCUUUUUCCUGUGUAGUUUACCCAGCAACCUGUCUUCCAGAGAAUAUGAUGGAGUGGAGUGAUGCAGUGGUGGCGCGGGAGGGCACCUUGGCCACAUUAGUCUGUAUUGAUGAGAAAGCGACAGGAGCGGUGUCUGUGAACUGGAUGGUGAAGCCACUGGGGACAAAUCGAUGGAGGCUCGUGCUCUCGGCAAACGAAAGGAAGGAAUUCUCCGGUGGAGCGUCCAAGGACUAUAUGCAGCUGACUGACCACAACUUCCAGGAAUCUGGUGUGUUUUCUCUGGGUCUACGUCCGGAGAAGGAGGAUGGGGGGCUGUACAUGUGUCUGGUCAAAAGACGCCAGACGGUUCUGAAGGAGAGAAUAAUUCUACUGGCUGUACUCCAAAUCAUAGUGGUCCCACCCUGCCCCAUCCCACAGCUGAGCACUCUGCGCCUUAUCGCAGAUGUCCAGCCCGAACUCGGCAUCAGGAAGAUCAGUUGGGCGGCGCCCGGAGACCUCUCCCUAAGGACAGAGAAGAGGCCAAAUUUCGGAACAGUAGCCAAACUUCCCCAAGUCCAGAACUAUGAUGAUGGAGCUUAUGUGUGCAUGGUCUACCCAAGAGGCAACAGUUCAAGUGCUUUCUUUGCCUUCAAUGUGGACAUAACUGUGGACGCAGAGAGAGUGGCCUCGUUCGCCAACAUCGUGCACGGUGAAGAGAUCUCCUCGGCUGCUCUAGCCCAGUCCGUCUUCCUCUUGACCUGUCCCUCCACUCCCGGAGACUACGUGCUGUUGUAUUGGAAACCCUCGGGCCUGAACCGGUCGAGCAGACUGGUGCAUCAGUACGACCGCUGGAGGAGCUUCACCAAGACCACCGAGCACAGCAACAGGCUGCAGCUGGCCGGACCCCCACAUGACGCUCAGGCCGGAAGCUUCUCCUUCCUCCUCACUCCCAAGCUCAAAGAUGGCGGACUGUACAUCUGUGACGUGUUCAGUAACGAUAACGCCUUCAGUCUGCGCACACUGCUAACCGUAGUCAAAGUAAACGUCAGGAAGUUGUCCACAGAGCUGGAGCUGGACUGCAGAUACUCAGAGCUGUCCCAAGUGCAGAGUGUCAUUUGGAGACAUGAGAAUGAGAGUGUCCGUCUGCCCAUGGACAGCAGCAGCCUGGGCUCCGUCACCACCUCUGUGCCUUUACCCGUCAGAGUGGAGACUGCAGGAAACUACACCUGUGUCUUGCAGCUGAAGAACAAGCAAACUGUGAGGGCGACGUACACAGUCUCCCUGCCCGGCAAAGGCCAUACACAAGAUGUCGUGAGCCCGUCUCUUCUCCCAUCUCUCUCCGCUUUAUUACUCUUGGUGCCCCUGGUUGCUGUGCUUCUUGGUGUGUUUCUAUGGAGACAGAGACACAUUUCGGAUCGCGGUAUUGAGCAGUCCCUGUCGGUGCGUUCGGGCGAGACAGAAAACAUCUAUGAAAAUCCUGAGGACAUGAGACAGGCUCCUCCCCAGGGUUCAGUCUACAUGGAUCUGAAGCCAAGAGGAGAGGACGCUGUCUAUAAGGAACUGGAGCGGUAA